AUGGCCGACUCGGUUGAUCGUGUCUUCGUUCACGCUCUCAACACGGUCAAGAAGAUACCCAAGACUGGUGCAUCGCGGCCGCCGCCGUCGGACCGCCUCCGUCUCUAUGGCCUCUACAAACAGGCCAUGGAGGGUGACGUCGACGGUGUCAUGGAACAGCCGACACACGGUGUCGGACUGACAUCGGAAGAGCUCCAGCGCGAACGGGACAAGUGGGAUGCGUGGAACUCGCAAAAGGGACUUGCCCGCACCGAGGCGAAGCGGAGAUACGUCGAGGCACUGAUCGAAACGAUGCAUCGAUACGCAACCACGACGGAUGCGACGGAACUCGUGACGGAACUCGAAUUUGUUUGGAACCAAAUCAAGCACAACUCCCCGAGCUCGUCCGACUCGUCGCCCAAGGCAGCCGGUUCCGCAGCCGGUCGGCGCUUCCUCCAACCGAUAGACGGAAGCGAGGGCCCGAUGAGGAUGCUCACGCCGAUGAGCGAGCAAGGCGAGGCCGAGCUCGAGUCCCAGAGGCAGAUGGAUCUCGAGGACAUGGCCGAUGCCGAGGGUGGUCGCACCAAUCGAUGGCAGCGAAAGAUGGAACGGGGCAUCACGAAGCUCUCCGCCGAGGUGGCCGCCCUUCGGGAGCAGAUCGUGACGGGGAGAGAAUGGAAGUCAAAGAAGGCGCGCAGCUUCCCCAAAUGGCUCGGCUGGGUGACGUGGCUCAUCCUUCGGCACCUCGCCAUCGACGGCGUCAUCCUUGCCAUCAUCUUAAUAUGGCUGCGCAGGCGCAAGGACAGGAGGGUGGAAGAUUUGGUGCGAGCGGCUCUGAAAAUUGGCAGAGAAUACGUCAGAAUGGUGCUGCCGUCUCGAUGA
Drechmeria coniospora is the source of this 861-nucleotide messenger RNA. RefSeq names its product Acyl CoA binding family protein. The record is from RefSeq and is a predicted model, not a curated record. Bases 1 to 861 code for a protein of 286 amino acids. Gene Ontology annotation, biological process: fatty acid metabolic process. The transcript is spliced from 3 exons. Lineage: Eukaryota; Fungi; Ascomycota; Sordariomycetes; Hypocreales; Ophiocordycipitaceae. Gene Ontology annotation, molecular function: fatty-acyl-CoA binding.